This is a messenger RNA of Rhinolophus ferrumequinum (greater horseshoe bat), 4115 nucleotides long. It is a transcript of the gene CCDC157, whose product is annotated as coiled-coil domain containing 157. Lineage: Eukaryota; Metazoa; Chordata; Mammalia; Chiroptera; Rhinolophidae. Bases 400 to 2556 code for a protein of 718 amino acids. The record is from RefSeq and is a predicted model, not a curated record. The transcript is spliced from 12 exons.
CCGCAAGAUGGCGGCGGCCGAAAGAGUCGCCGCCGAGGAGACAAGGCUGACGCACUUCCGGACCCGCCCCUUCACCGUGACGUAAUUUCCAUGGGAGUCGCCCUGCGAGACGCCGUUGCCAUGGCAACGGUCGGGGCACACGGCUAGAGUUUGCCGGGUUUCACAGAAGUGGCUGGCAUGCCAGUCAGUUCUAUGAGCCGACCAGACACAGGGGCUGAGGCUGCGACGCCGGAGACGGGGACCCAAGAGCUGUUUGGGGCCAGCCCUGCACUGGAGACAGGAAGCCAGGUACCUGGAUGAGCCUCUGACCCUGAGCCUUAGGCUGGUCCGAGAGUUGGGCAGGCGCCCGUGCAGACAUCCAGCUCCAUAGGCAGUCACCUACACAGAGGAGCCGUGAGGAUGGCUCACCUGCUGGGCAGCCCGGCCUGCAUGGACAGCCUGCGCAAGGACCUCACCGACCUGCAGGGCACCAUCGUAGAUGUCUUUUCCCGUGCCGGACCCGUGCGCUUUCCCUCCUGGAAGUUUCCUGACCGCGUGGCCUGUGACCUGGACAUGGUGGCCCUGCUAGAACGCUAUGACCAUGUGCCAGGUGACCCCGAGUUCACACAGCUGUCCCAUGCUGUGCUGUUGGAACUUGUCAUCGACAGGCUCCUGCUGCUACUUCAGAGCUGUGGGAGCUACUUGGAGAACGUCGGUUCGGAGCAGACAGUGCCCCCUGCCCAGGUUGCAGGGCCCUGCAUGUCUGUGGGGCUCACAGUACGGCGCUUCUGGAAUAGCCUGCUGAAGCUGGGCAUGCUGUACCAGCAGGCUGCCCCUCAGAAAAGGGCAGCCCAAGGGGAGAGCCCCACCUCCAAGCCCACAGCCAAGGGCGAGCCAGCCAGGAGCCCUGAAGUUCUGACUGCCAAGUUCAAGUCCCCCUCCCCACGGCCAGGCUUGGCCCAGCCCUGCCGAGAGCCGGACAGCGUCCCCAUCAUUGUCUCCCUGAAGUCUCGAGCCAGGACCGCUGAGAACACCAGGAGUAUCCACUCCCAGACUGUGGAGACGGCCCUGGUGCCCUGUGAUGCAUGCACCAGCGUCCAGGGCAGCCUGCGGGAGGUGGGCAAGGUAGUCAUUAGCCUGUGUCAGAGCCAGAAAUUGCCCUCAUCCUUGGGCCAGUUUCAGCAGCUGGUGCAGGACAGCAUGGGGGUCAGGCCACUGCCCGCUGCCACUGUGGGCCACUGGGCAGCAGAGCAGAGCAAAGACCUGACACGCCUCAGUAAGCAUGUGGGGGCCCUCACUCAGCUUGUCGGGCCCCUCAGGGCCCAGCUGGAGGAGGCUGAUGGGCAGAAGGGUGCACUGAGGAAGAAGGUGAGCGAGCUGGAGCAGAUACUGCAGCAGGAGCAGGGGGAGCGGCAGCGGCAGGCGGAGGAGACCCAGCAGCGCCUGGCCAAAUGGGAGCACGACAAGCAACAGCUGCUCACAGAAACAAGUGACCUCAAGAUGAAGGUGGCCACCCUGGAGAGGGAGCUGAAGCAACAACAGGAGACCACGCAGGCCGUGGAGACAAAGGCCCAGCAGCUGCAGGAGGAGGCUGAGCGCAGGGCAGAGGCCGAGAGGCAGGUGCAGCAGCUAGAGGAGCAGGUGCAGCUGCUGGCAGGGCGGCUGGACGGGGCCAGCCAGCAGAUCCGCUGGGCCAGCACGGAGCUGGACAAGGAGAAGGCCCGCGUUGACAGCAUGGUCCGCCAUCAGGAGUCCCUGCAGGCCAAACAGCGAGCCCUGCUCCAGCAGCUGGACAGCCUAGACCAGGAGCGCGAGGAGCUUCGGGGCAGCCUGGAUGAGGCCGAGGCCCAGCGGGCCCACGUGGAGGAGCAGCUGCAGAGUGUGCAGAGUGAGAGGGAGCAGGGGCAGUGCCAGCUCCGGGCCCAGCAGGAGCUGCUGCAAAGCCUUCAGGGGGAGAAGCAAGGCCUGGAGCAGGCGACGACAGAUCUGCGGUUGACCAUCUCGGAGCUGGAACUAGAGCUCGUGGAGCUGAAGGAGAGGGAGCGGCUCCUGGUGACCUUCCCAGACCUGCACAGACCUGUCGAGACCCAGAUCCAAAGCUCCGGCAACGUCACGGAUGACAUGGAGAGGCAGGUACAGGCCAACGACAUCCGCAUCCGGGUCCUGCAGGAGGAGAACGGGCGGCUCCAGUCGAUGCUAUCCAAAAUUCAGGAGGUAGCCCAGCAGGGGGGCCUCAAGCUGAUCCCGCAGGACCAGCUCUGGGCCCCUCCCGGCCAGGGAAUCCAGGGAGCAGUGCCCCCAGCCCAGCCCCAGAGAGCAUCCCCAGGGCCUCUGGGUAGGCGGUACCUACCUGGCAGCAGGAUGGCCAGUGCAGGCAGGACCCUGCCUGGCCAGCCCCGGGCAUCCCCACCUCGGCAGCCCAGUGGCCGGCCCAACAAGUCCUCCCUAGAGGAUGUGACCCACCCGACCACCUGUGCCCAGAACCCCAUGCGGGCCUUGGCCAGGCUGAGGAGGAGACUGUCACCAAGCCGGGGCCAGGCCGGCCCUACACACCAGCCCCAGGAGCGGCCCAUGUAGCCUGUAGUGGGGUGGGGCUGGGGGGCAGGUGGCUGGCAACCCACCCAAUGUAAUAAAGCCCUGGCCGUCACAGCACUGGCUGAGCCAGGGGCAGAGUCCUUCCUUCCCUGUCCUGGGCAGGGACCACUGAGUCCCCAGCCAUGCAGGUUAUACAGCAGCAGAGGCCUGGCACAUGGUGGAUCCUCCGUAAAUGGAAGCUUCCUGACAGGGGCAGUGGGAGAAGAGGGCACACACCGAGGGCAGAAAGAAGCUCCUAACACCUGGGCCAGGUAAAAGGCAGCCUUUCAAUCCCCAUAGCAAGGGCCAAAGGGUAGCAUGGACUCUGACACCCCACCAAUGAAGGGCAGGGGCGGUGUAGGGGGUGUGCAGCGGAAGGAGGUCAGCUCAAGGUAGGCCCCAUGAGGGUAUCUAAGGCAAGAAAGGAGUCAGAGACAGGUCCUGGCUCUGGGCUUGUGGAGACAGGCAGAGGGCAGCAGCGCCGUCCCCAGCCCCAGGUCCAAAGCUGGGGCCUCCCACCCUGGCUCUGAACCUGGGGAUGGGGACAUUAAGGACCCAAGAAAGUCAGCUUUCCUUUCACUGAGGAACUCUUCACCUUCAGAAAAUGUGAGUCACGAAGGAUUUCUCUAACUCCAGGAGGUUGGGUCUCCAGGAAACCACUGAAGGCAGGGCAAGGCCUCACCCAACCAGAGGGCGGGACACCCUAGCCAGCCUUGGCUUUCCCAGGCCUGUUCCUUGGGGCCCAGGCCCUGAUGCCACCUGCCACACCAGACCCCUAGCAGUCGUCUCCUCGGGAAGGUUCCAGCCUGCCCUGAUUCACCUUGCCUGUGAGGGACAGCCCUAAGACCUUGCUGAGGACUUCUCAGGGUGGGCGCUCCCAGCUUCCUAUGACAUUUUCCCCUGGUGAGGAGGCCAGGUCGAGUGCCCCAGUUUAGGGAGAAAGGUCAGGAGGGGCCAGGUGUGCAGCUGAACCGGCACGGCCAGCGUCAGCCCAACUCUUGCUCCUGUGGAGCCGGGGGUUCCUGAGGAAGGCUGCGAUGCUCUGGCCCUGCCCCUCACAGGUGACAGGCAGCCUGAGCUGGGGGCUCCUGAGGCAGGAGGCCUGGGCCCAACAGCAGGGGAAGGACCUGUCAGUGCUCAGCUCCUCUCUGCAUCCAAUUAUUAGCUCACAGUUAGGUCAGAAGUCCAGGCCCUGUGUGGCUGGACUCCCUGCUCAGUCUUAGAAAGCUGACAUCCAAGUAUCUGCCAGGUUGCAUUCUGUUCUGAUGGCUCUGUGGAAGAACCCAGGCUCAUUCUGGUUGUUGGCAGAAUUCUGAUUCUUGGUGCUGUAGGUUGAGGUCUGUUUCCUUGCUGGCCACGGUCAGCCAGGGGUCACUCUUAGCUCCCAGACUGUCUGCCUUCCUUGCCCCCUCCAUCCUCAAGUCCUCCAUCCUCAGAAUGUUUCAUGUGGUUUGGUUAGGUCCACUUAAAUACUUUCCCUUUCAAGGUCCACUAACCUAAUCAUGGGAGUCAAAUCCAUUAGAAUCACAAUUCCAGUAUUAUACAAGGCAUGUUCAUGGGGU